ACCGACUCGCUCGUGAUUCGCGGAUCCGCCACUUCCUGUAGCUGCCUCUUCCUGUAGCGCCGCCUCAAACAAAACAAGCGACUUCUCAUAAAACCGAGAAGGAGGCCGCCGAGAAGAUAAUCUACCACCGCGGACGCGUACACUACUCCUCCGUUAAUCAAGACGGGGUGUGUUUUCACACAAGCGCGGAGGCUGUGAGCUGGGAGUUACGGCGAUGAUGGCGUCCAGCUACAGCGCGAAGGAGGAGGACGGUCACCACUCCGGGUCCGUGGGGCUCGGCGGAGCGGCCAUCCGGACCAGGAAGCCCGACAACACGGCCUUCAAACAGCAGCGGCUACCGGCCUGGCAGCCCAUCCUGACCGCGGGCACCGUGCUGCCCGCCUUCUUCAUCAUCGGCCUCAUCUUCAUCCCCAUAGUCGGCCUCUACGUGACGUCCAACAACAUCAAGGAGUUCGAGAUCGACUACACCGGAACUGACAUGUCCAGCCCGUGUUUUAACUGCUCUCAAAGCUUCAGCUGGAACAGCACGAAUCCCUGCAAAUGUGUGCUGUUCUUCUCUCUAGACCAGCCCUUCGAAAGUAAUGUCUUCAUGUACUAUGGACUCUCAAACUUCUACCAAAACCAUCGGCGCUAUGUGAAGUCCAGAGAUGACAGCCAGCUUAACGGAGACGAGCGCUCACUUAAGGAGCCAAGCAAAGAAUGUGAGCCGUACCGCACUAAUGAUAACAAGCCUAUAGCCCCGUGUGGAGCCAUUGCUAACAGCAUGUUUAAUGACACACUGGAUCUGUUUUACAUUGAUCCCAAUGGAACGAAAACAGAAAUUCCUUUGAUCAAAAAAGGGAUUGCGUGGUGGACGGAUAAGCACGUGAAGUUCAGGAACCCCGGUGGAAGCAACCCAAACCUCACCGCUGUUUUCAUAGACACAGCGAAGCCGAUCAACUGGCGCAAGCCCGUUUACGAGCUGGACGUUGACCUGGAAAACAACGGCUUCAUAAAUGAGGAUUUCAUCGUGUGGAUGCGCACAGCCGCUCUCCCCACCUUCAGGAAGCUCUACCGGAUCAUCCAGAAGAAGAGCAACAUGACACCCACCCUUCCCAGAGGAAACUACAGCCUGGAAGUCUCCUACAACUACCCCGUGCGCAGCUUUGAGGGCCGGAAGCGAAUGAUCCUCAGCACCAUCUCCUGGAUGGGAGGGAAAAACCCCUUCCUGGGCAUCGCCUACAUAACCGUGGGCUCCAUCUGCUUCUUCCUCGGCGUAGUGCUCCUCUUCAUUCAUCACAAAUACGGAAACCGCAACAACAGCUCCGAUAUUCCCAAUUAAGCUCGCGGAGUGCGUGCCACCUGUCGGCGUUUCAGAGGUGCAGGAGCAUUUGACCACUUGAUGUUUUCCUUUUAUUUAUUACUACCCGAGAUGCUGUGUCCACUUACAAAGUUUCUUUUUUUUUUUUUUUAUUUGGAUGUUUUCUGAUGAUGGCUGGUGGUUCGUUUCAAGCAUGUUUUGGCCGUCGAUAUGCACGUACGUCUGAGGUUAGCGCGAUAGUCAACGAGCAGCCGAAAUAAAGACCCAAGUUGUAUAAAGUACAGUAAAUGAAUGUAUAUUUUUUACCUUCGGCCAAAAGUAAUGUUUAAACGGGACUGCUUUUAACAGUUUGAUGUACAAAGAAUAAUUUCACUUUCCCUCGAGGUUCUUAAAGGCGAAUGCUGUGGCUCUGUUUACUUUCAAAUGUCUUCGUAGUGCCAGGUUACGGUAGGGGUCAGUGACAACUACCGUUAAAUUUUAAGGACCGUUCAAGUCGUCUUUUUGUGUGUUUGUUUCCUGGAGAUGCUUGUGCUUUUUUAAAGAAGCUUUGCUGUGUGUAAUUCAUGGCUUGCGAGGACCAAACGUUUCGUUCUUUGUCUAUUUAAUUGAAACCGUCUUGGGCUCAUUUUGGCUGUCGCGUCUUUAAGUGUUUCAGCAUGUCUGCCUCUAACAAAUAAGCACUUUAGAAAGUGACAAGCCAUACAUUUUUUUUUUUUUGGCCAGUUUUUAGAAGUGUGUGUGAGUUUUAUUGUUGGGUGAAUAAAGCGUCUAUUGGCUGAA
Messenger RNA from Puntigrus tetrazona (Sumatra barb), 2080 nucleotides. Its product is annotated as cell cycle control protein 50A-like. NCBI's taxonomy places the organism in Eukaryota, Metazoa, Chordata, Actinopteri, Cypriniformes, Cyprinidae. Gene Ontology annotation, cellular component: endoplasmic reticulum; Golgi apparatus; plasma membrane. Gene Ontology annotation, biological process: phospholipid translocation. The record is from RefSeq and is a predicted model, not a curated record.